AUUGUUUUCGAAUUCUGUAAGUACAGAUUACAAACACAAAAGACUACCCGCACACACAAAAUUGUUUCUUUUCUACAUCUUUAGCAAACUUAAAAAAACCGGCACCAUGGUUCGUAUGAGUGUAUUGAACGAUGCCUUGCGCAACAUCUACAACGCCGAGAAGCGUGGAAAGCGUCAAGUGCUUCUGCGCCCCUCAUCAAAGGUCAUUGUCAAGUUUUUGACCGUCAUGAUGAGACACGGAUACAUUGGCGAGUUCGAGAUCGUUGAUGACCACCGCGCCGGCAAGAUUGUUGUCGAGCUUAACGGUCGUCUUAACAAGUGUGGAGUUAUAAGCCCUCGCUUCGAUGUAACCGUCAAGGAGAUUGAUAACUGGACCAACAAUCUGUUGCCAUCUCGUCAGUUCGGAUACGUUGUGUUGACCACUUCCGCUGGUAUCAUCGACCACGAGGAAGCUCGUCGCAAGCACACGGGUGGUAAAGUAUUGGGAUAUUUCUUCUAAAGUAUAUUACCAGUGCUGUAUACAGUCCACAACAUUGGAGACUAAACAAUUGUGUAAAUACAUUAGAAAGAAAGAACUGCUGAACGGAAGGCAAAUGCUGUAUGUUAAUUAGCUUUGGCUUAUUUUGGUUGGUCUAUUGUGAAUUAAAAGGCUAUUGGUGCGGUUGCAUUCAUUCCUCUCUUGUGGCAUAUCGGAACGCUUUAGUUUGUAGGUUGGAAAACCGCGUUCGUCUGAUGCACAAGGCUGUGUUUUCGUUGUUUUCUUCUUGCUACCGAUUUGUCCCUAAUCUUGUAUUGGGUUUGUAGAAGUUCUUCGCCAUGUCACUGUACUAUGUGUGGCCUUGUGAAUAUAUGUACGUGUUCAAAGGUCUCGGGUGUAGUAUCUGGGAUAUUACACCCAGAUUGCGUUUGUAUUGAAGGAGAGACUCUCGGUCGGUUUCGAACUUUAAUCUAUCUUUUCGUACGGUAUAUUUCUACUAUCGUACCUGACACAAUUCGAAAUGAGAAACAUUGUCGGAUUUCCGGUCGAUGUUUUUCGCAUUAUAGUAUUAUUAUGAAGAGUAAUAAAGUCAUAAAAAUCUAG
Molecule: messenger RNA, 1081 nt
Organism: Sphaeroforma arctica JP610
Lineage: Eukaryota; Ichthyosporea; Ichthyophonida
Product: 40S ribosomal protein S15a
Exons: 3
Coding region: 107-499 (130 amino acids)
Biological process (GO): translation
Cellular component (GO): cytosolic small ribosomal subunit; ribosome
Molecular function (GO): structural constituent of ribosome
Source: RefSeq, a predicted model, not a curated record